Molecule: messenger RNA, 2569 nt
Organism: Lolium rigidum
Lineage: Eukaryota; Viridiplantae; Streptophyta; Magnoliopsida; Poales; Poaceae
Product: pentatricopeptide repeat-containing protein At5g14080-like
Exons: 7
Coding region: 1102-1746 (214 amino acids)
Molecular function (GO): protein binding
Source: RefSeq, a predicted model, not a curated record
AGCUUUUCACGCUAGCUGCACCUAUGCUUCUUCCAGAAUGUCCUCGCUAAUUUGGUUCUACCACCUGUUAGUUGCAGUUUACUAGUAGCAACUUCCUGCUCAGUUUUCCUCUACUUGACUUGAUCAUUAGAUGCUCUCUCAAGUUGAUUGCCUAAUGUCUUGCUUUUAUCUAUAAUACAUCAAAAUCAUUGCUAGGUUGAACCCAUAUCAGUUGGUACCAUAAUAUUGUUUAUUUUGCUCAGAGACUAGUAAUGGGUUGGUCUUUAUUUACUAGACGGCCAUCUCGACUCCAUGUGCUUGACUAUAUGGCUCUGUUUAGUAUGCUACUAGCUAGACGUCGUCUAUUUGGACUUCCUUCUGAAUAUUAUUGUUUCCUUUUGCUGACCAUGUUCUGCUCUUCUCUGAGGACAACGAGCGGCAGCCGUGACCUCCUUCUUCGGCUCCAUGUGCUUAGGUUAAUAAGGACUUAAAUCAAAUCACAGCCUGUUCAUGUCAGUUACUUUGAUUUUUACAAGGCUGGGAGGACAGAAGGCUUCUGUCUGAUGCAGGACCGGAGGGUGGAAGAACAACAAGGGAAAGCUCAACUCGUCUUUGUGUGAAACCAGAUUUUGAAUGGCUGGGUUGUAAUUCUUGCAGACUUUUAUUUGUCACUCCAAAUCUGGAAUGUUGGGUGCUAUCUUGUAAAGCUUCAUUCUAACGUCUGUUUGGUUAUUUGAUUGUGCUGUUGCACUUCUUUUGAUUGUUUAAAUUGUGAUCUGAUUAUCUCGAAAAUUGGGUAGCUCAUAGCGAUUUUUUUUUUUUUUGAAAACCUUAACUUCUACUUUUUCACCAAAUAGGUCAGAGUCGAUCGGGGUAGUAGGCCAAGCAUGAAGUGGCAUAAGUUGGACCUCCUCAAGCACGUACGUACUUGAUGCAGCUAGCAGCUCACGAGAAGAAAAAUAAGGUGAAGAUUAAUAAGGACUUCAAUCAAAUCAUGGCCUGUUCUGUAAAUGUUUAGUUUUACAAGGCUGGGAGCAUAGAAGGCUUCUGUCUGAUGCAUGACCGGAGGGUGGAAGAACAAAAUGAACGCUGUACUCCUCUUUUUUGUCAUACAAUUCUCUCAUGGUAACACUCUGUAGAAAUGACCUCCUUAGACCAGCUAAGAAGUUGUGGGAUGAGAUGUUCACGAGUGGGUGUAGUCCAAAUCUGCAGACCUACAAUAUACUUAUAACAAAAUUUGCAGAGAUUGGUGAAACUGGAGAAGUCCAACAGCUGUUUGAUCACAUGCUCCAGAAAGGAGUGGCCCCAGAUGGCGCAACAUACACUUCAGUCAUUACUAUGCUGUGCCAAGAAAACAAAUAUGAACAGGCUGAGGAAAUCUUUAACAAGUCUGUAGUGCAGGAUUCUAAACUAGCUAGUUCAGUGUUAACUGUACUUAUCCUUGCACUCUGUAAACAAGGUAGCUUUAAAGCAGCAUUGAGUGUAAUGUUCAGUGUUCCAUCCAAUAUUGAGACCUCGAAUUCACAUGUCAUUUUGUUGAAGUUCCUAACAGAUGCCGAGGAAAUAGAAAUGGCCCUUGAACACAUAAAAUGGAUUAAGCGCUGCUGCAGCUCUACGUUUCAGGGCAUAAUGAACGAACUAAUGGCUUCUCUUUCGACUUCUGCUAGUCUUCAACCUGUCACAAAGUUGGUUCGUUAUUUACAUUCUCAGGGGCUUGUUGACGAAGUUGGCCCAUGGAUGAAGAUGAUAGAGAAUGUUUAUGCUUGAAUAACAAUUUCAAUGGUUACCAUAUCAUGACAUCGUAUGAGUUAUCCAUUUUGCUAAUCAGGCCAGAAGUGUCUGGGAUCAUUGGAGGUUUUGUGCUGCUGCUCUAUGUCUAUGCUCCUAUUCCAACAGAAACCUAGAAACCUGAUGUUAUGCUUGGCUGAUAUGAUGUGGCAAUGGCUCGGGAUGACAUUCAGCGAGUGUAAUGAAUUUACCUUUAUCCAAUGAGCAACUCAUAAUAAUGAUACUGCCGCUAUAGUGGGUAUAACAGUGGCAGGGAUGGCAGGUCAGAAUGAGUUCUAUGGCGCUGUAGUGGAUUCUCAUGCUGACCAGGUCCAUUGUGGUAUAGAAAGUGAAGGCAAUUCUUGUUCAUCUCAUCUCCUCCUGAUCCAGAGGAUAAAUGAAUUUCUUUGAGGGAUGCAGCACUGAUCACUGCAAUAUUUGUGUCUGGGUGACAUUUUCAAGAUUGCGUCCUACAUGGCAUCUAAGGUCCCUGCUGUGGAUUCAGCUUGAUUUACGAUAUGAAGACAAGGGCUUAUGCUGCACUCCAUUUCAGAAUUGCGCGUCAAGUUUCUUUGGUUGGGCCAGAUAUUCUCUGAUCUGAUUAUGUGUGUUUUUCAAUAUUUUAGAUGGCUUGGUAGAUUGUCCAUAAAUACUCAUAGGUGUGGUUCAUGAUUUUUUUUUUGGAUACUUCUCAUGUAUCUUUAUAGACACAGAACUAUAAGAAAGCAGGGUCAAUAAUUGUAAUUCCUACUUACCCUGUACCCUUGUUGCAUUACAAAUGGCAAAAAUUACAGAGAACAUCAGAAAAAGGACAGUCAUGUGA